Messenger RNA from Erythranthe guttata (spotted monkey flower), 1059 nucleotides. Lineage: Eukaryota; Viridiplantae; Streptophyta; Magnoliopsida; Lamiales; Phrymaceae. The record is from RefSeq and is a predicted model, not a curated record.
AUGAAGUCAAUAUUACAGGUUGACAAACCCUUUGGGGGUAAGGUGGUUGUUCUUGGAGGGGAUUUUAGGCAGAUUUCACCAGUUGUGAUCAAAACAUCAAGGCAGGACAUAGUACAUGCUACGAUAAACUCUUCUCCGUUGUGGAAGUUCUGUCGUGUCAUGAAGUUGACUAAGAACAUGAGAUUGCAGUCAUGCUCUUCUACAUCUAAUGUGGAUGAGAUAAAAGAAUUUGGAGACUGGAUACUGAAUGUCGGUAAUGGGGAUGUUGGGGAAGACAAUGAUGGUGAAGCUUCGAUAGAGAUUCCAGAUGACAUGUUGAUUGGUGAUUUAGAAGAUCCAUUUAGAGACCUACUCGAAUUCGUUUACCCCGAUUUGUUGAGUAACAUGUAUGAUCGAGAUUAUUUUCAAGGGAGGGCAAUUCUUGCACCAACUAAUGAAUGCGUGGAGUCUGUGAACGAUCACUUAAUGUCUCUCCUUUCAGGAGAGGAGAAGGUGUACCUGAGCUCAAAUAGUAUGUGUAGGGACGAGCAAACAACGGAGGAUAACGCAGAAAUUUAUUCGACUGAAUUCCUCAACACAAUAAGAUCCUCCGGAGUUCCUUCUCAUACGUUGAAGAUCAAGGUUGGUGCACCCGUUAUGCUAAUAAGAAACAUCGAUCAAGCUAGAGGAUUGUGCAACGCUACCGGAUUUCAAAUUAUUAGAACUGGCAUUCACGUUCUGAGUUGCAAAAUUCUUUCCGGAAAAAAUAUCGGUGACAUGGUGUUCAUUCCUCGGAUGACUUUAAUACCAUCUAACUCCGGACUGCCAAUUAAAUUUCAGAGAAGACAAUUUCCGUUGAUUGUUUCUUUUGCAAUGACGAUAAAUAAAAGCCAAGGCCAAACUCUUUCGCAUGUUGUUUUUUAUCUUCCUAGGCCUGGCUUCAGCCAUGGUCAACUAUAUGUUGCACUGUCCAGAGUUAAGAGUAGAGGUGACAUUAAGAUAUUCAUCAAGUCGGAUUCGGGUGAACUCACUAAUGUUACUAGAAAUGUCGUGUACAAGGAAGUAUUUCAUCGAAUUUGA